AUGGCUGAAGCUCAACAGUCUGAUGAGGAAAUUCUCCGAUUUCGCUACAAAGCCUCCUCUUUAGUUCUUCGGGAUUUCCCUCUUCCCACCGGAGCUGGUACCAUCACUUGUGACAUUUACACCGGACACGAACGUCCCUUUGUCCCAGCAACUUUACGAAGAAAGAUCUUCAACAUCCUUCAUGGUCUAUCCCACCCUGGAGUUCAGGCGACAGUAAAACUCAUCACUGACCGAUUCGUCUGGCCCAACAUCAACCGGGAUGUUCGACUUUGGACCCAAUCUUGUCUCCCAUCGACAUCGGCCAAUUCCUUCAUACCUCCCGACCUGGACACAUGCAAGUUCGCCCUAGUCCGCCAUGACGCUGUUAGCCGGCCACUCCAACCUCCUUAUCACGGACCUUACAAAGUUGUUCAACGAUCUAACAAGGAUUUUGUCAUACAUCGCAACGUCAAGUCAGACACCGUCAGUAUUUACCGUGUCAAACGAGUGAGGUAA
Messenger RNA from Dibothriocephalus latus, 495 nucleotides. The record is from the annotation of a GenBank genome assembly. NCBI's taxonomy places the organism in Eukaryota, Metazoa, Platyhelminthes, Cestoda, Diphyllobothriidea, Diphyllobothriidae.